Messenger RNA from Oncorhynchus gorbuscha (pink salmon), 2231 nucleotides. Its product is annotated as zinc finger protein 239-like. NCBI's taxonomy places the organism in Eukaryota, Metazoa, Chordata, Actinopteri, Salmoniformes, Salmonidae. The transcript has 3 exons. The coding region runs from base 1042 to 2205 and encodes 387 amino acids. The record is from RefSeq and is a predicted model, not a curated record.
CGUCUAAGAGAUUUUGUGCACAAACCCUUCUAGUGUCAUAAAUGCAAAAAAUAAUUGGUCACGUGUCAAGUGUAUGCAGACCGGAAUAAUAUCGUGUGCCAACUGAGGUUAUGCUGCAACUGUAAGUGGCGAACAUGCGCCUUCAUUUCCCGGAUUGUCCAGUUAGGGGGAAGGAGACAGAGGUGGCAAGAGUGAGGGAUGUCCAGUGUGUCUCCUAUCUGGAGGCGGUGAGAAGAGUGGAAGGGGCGAGUGGCGUUGAAUUUCAUACAUUACAUUUAAGUCAUUUAGCAGACGCUCUUAUCCAGAGCGACUUACAAAUUGGAGACGCCAUGGUAAUAGAGCCUUGCGCCAGUGAAUGUUUCUCGGCAACCAAGGAAUCCGGAUAUAUUGCACGUGAAAAAAAAGUUGGUCUUUGUUGCAUUUAGUGCCUCGUCAUAAACUACGCAGCACGUAACAAAGAAGAAAUCAGAGAAUAUUUUAGUAAUUGUUUAGUGCAUACAGGACGCUCUUUUGUGACUGAGUUUACAGCCGAGGCCUUGCAAGAAAUCCUUUCUCAGAAUGUUCUGUCCUCACAGGCCACUGAGCCGUAGUCAGGAUGUGACUUGAGUUGGACCUUGACAGACGGAGUAGGAUAGGUUUUUAAUGUUUAUUUCCAACAAUUGAGUUGUUUUCCUUCUUCUAUUGUUUACCACUUGUACAGGAGGUGGCGGCGGCAUGCACCCAACACUUGUUUGCGGACCGCAAAAAUACCGUAGAAGAAGAACAACAAUGCCAGUCAAAGCGGAAGUUGCUACCUUGCAAGAUAGUAGCUGAAACGUUCGUGCUUGGAGCCAGCUAUAAAUAUAUCCUAUUUUUAAUCUCCGAAAUGCAACAGCCACAGGACAACUUUGUUUGAAAGUCCUAAAGGAUCCUUAGCCAAAACUGAUGAGAUAAAGCUGGCUAGCUACUUCAUUUUCCACGUGGGAAAAAAGGGAGGACAGGGACUUGCUAGCUACGUUAGCUUGCUAGCUAGCUGUCUUUACUACAAGGGAUUUGGACAACAUGAGUGGAGAGAAGGAAACAUUGCUGGAAGAAAUCGAACAGAGUUUACACCCUCUAACGGAGGAUAAUUUACGACACCUGUGUGAACGCUGUGGAAUAGAUGGCUCCCAAGUUAAAGGAAAGAACCAUCGCUCGUUGCGACGUAAAAUCAUGGAGGAAAUGUGGGAAAAUGCAGAUUCAGUCAAAUCGGAGGAGCAGGGAAUAUCUUGGUUACUCCGACUGAAAGAUGACAUCAGAAAAAUACAGGAAGAAUCUAGCGUGGCGCCCAUGAGUCCCAGCCAGUCUGAUGAUGAUGAUGAUGAUGAUGGAGCUACAAACUGCGACGAAGAAUGGAACGUGGAGGACAAUGAUGGAGAUUCAGAUUCGAUGUCAUCAAGUAGGAACAAUGGGGACAACCCUAAUGGUCGCUCGCUCAGUGGGAGAGCCUUAUCAUCUGGGAAGGCUCCAGGGUUGAAAGUGAUCCAGCGACCUUACAGCUGUGAUGUAUGUGAGAAAAGUUUCCCACAUUUAGGAGACCUAAAAAGACACCAGAGAAUACACACAGGAGAGAAACCAUAUGGCUGUGAUCAAUGUGGGAAGAGUUUUCGUCAGCCAGGGCAACUGACGAAACACAAGCUAACACACACUGGAGAGAAAUCUUAUCGCUGUGAUCAAUGUGGGAAGAGUUUUGCUCGAGCUGAUACCAGGACUGAACACAAGCGAACACACACAGGAAGGAAAUCUUAUGUCUGUGAUCAAUGUGGGAAGGGUUUCACUACCUUAGGAGCACUGACUAUACACCAGAGAAUACACACAGGAGAGAAACCAUAUGUCUGCGCUGUAUGUGAAAAGAGUUUUCGUCAGUCAGGACAACUGACUAUACACAAGCGAACACACACGGGAGAGAAACCAUAUAACUGUGAUCAAUGUGAGAAGAGUUUUGCCGAAGCUGGUUCCCUGACUGAACACAGACGGACGCAUACAGGAGAGAAACCAUAUGUCUGUGAUCAAUGUGGGAAGAGUUUCACUACCUUAGGAACACUGACUAUACACCAGAGAAUUCACACAGGAGAGAAACCUUUUGUUUGUGCUCUAUGUGGAAAGAGUUUCCGUCAAACGGUACAACUGACAAGGCACAAGAGAACACACGCGGGAGAGAAAUCUUACAGAAGCUUUGAUCAAUGAGGGGAUUCAAUCAUCUCGCCUGGGUU